Molecule: messenger RNA, 3422 nt
Organism: Andrographis paniculata
Lineage: Eukaryota; Viridiplantae; Streptophyta; Magnoliopsida; Lamiales; Acanthaceae
Product: AAA-ATPase At3g50940-like
Exons: 2
Coding region: 210-1565 (451 amino acids)
Molecular function (GO): ATP binding; ATP hydrolysis activity
Source: RefSeq, a predicted model, not a curated record
UUUUUUCAAAGAAACACUAUUGUCUUAUUUUUCAGGCCAAUAAUAUAAUGGGCCCAAUUAUAGGCCCAUAACAGGACCGUUUUAUAGAGUAAGCCCAUAGAGCCCAACUCCAAACUUGCCCCCUCUCCCAAGAAAAAUGGCAGAACACAAUCAUCUUCAUCUUCGUCUUCAUCGUCACCUCCUGCCUCUCUCUACUGCUUUCAAUUGCAAUGGUGACUCAAUCGCAAUCUCUGCCUUCUGCUUGCAACGCAUACCUGACCGCCGCCGCUUCCAUCGCCGCCUCCGUCAUUCUCCUCAAGUCCAUCGCCAAUGAUCUCAUUCCGGACGCACUCCACGACUAUUUCUCCUCCUCCUUCCUCAAACUCUCCCGCCGCUUCUCCUUCCACCUCACCGUCGUCAUACACGAAUACGAAGGGUUAACUUCGAAUCACAUGUUUCACGCUGCGAAUUUGUAUCUAGGCACCAAAAUCUCCUCCUCCACGCAAAGGAUUAGAGUGAACAAGCUCGAGAAAGAGCAGGAAAUGGCGGUCGCUGUCGACAAGGAUCAGGAGAUCAUCGAUUCCUACUCUGGAGUUAAAUUCAAUUGGAUUCUGCAAUCCUCCGCUGUCAAGACGUCGCCGCCUCAUUCCGGCAAGAAUAGCAACCCUAGAACCGAAGUCCGACACUUCGAAUUAACUUUCCCCAAAAAACACAAGGAUUUCGCACUGAAGGUUUACCUGCUGCAUAUCCUGAGGACAGCGAAGGAGAUGGAGGAAGAGAACAGAACCGUGAGAUUGCACACGGUAGAUUACAAUGGCACUGAUUAUUGGGGCUCUGUAGCGAUGAACCAUCCCGCGACGUUCGAUACAAUGGCGAUGAAUCCCGACGUUAAAGCCGAUCUGAUUGAGGAUCUUGACAGGUUCGUGAGGAGGAAAGAUUUUUACCGGAGAGUUGGCCGGGCAUGGAAACGUGGCUACCUGUUUUACGGGCCACCGGGGACCGGAAAAUCCAGCUUGAUCGCCGCCAUUGCCAAUUACCUCAAAUUCGACGUCUAUGAUUUGGACUUGCGAGAAGUUCAGUGCAACUCCGACUUGAGAAGGCUGCUGAUCGGCUCCGGAAACCGGUCGAUACUCGUGAUCGAAGACAUCGAUUGCAAUUUCGGGUUGCAUAACCGGGAAACGGAUAAUCCGGCGGUGGCCGAGGAGGACAAGAUAACAUUGUCUGGGCUUCUGAACUUCAUUGAUGGGCUGUGGUCGAGCUGCGGGGACGAGAAGAUCAUUGUGUUCACCACGAAUCACAAGGAUCGGCUUGAUCCGGCGCUGCUCCGGCCGGGUCGAAUAGAUGUGCAGUUGGAGAUGUCCUACUGCACAUUCAGCGGGUUCAAGAUUCUUGCUUGCAAUUACCUGAAUGUAGAGGAGCAUCCACUAUAUGUGGAGGUCGAGGAUUUGUUGAGAAAAGUCGAAGCAACGCCAGCAGAAGUCGCCGGAGAGUUAAUCAAGAGCGACGACGCAGGCGUUGCGUUGCAGAGCCUAAUUGUAUUCCUCGAGGAGAAGAAAAAAUCCAAUUUAGAUAAAACCAUACCAUGAUUCGAAUCGUUGCCAAUGCUGAUGAAUGGAAAUGGCAAUUUUCAAAGAUGCAAAUCAGUCAGACAUACAGCGGAACAAUUCUGGUAAAUAUUUCUCUGAAUCAUAUAUAGAAGAAUCGAAUCAAAUUGAAGCUGAUGAAUCCACUGGUUUGAAGUGCCAACGUAUUUGAAGCAAUCCGCCAUGGUAAUCCAGCUUUAUCUGCUUCAUAUAAAUCUUCAUUCUUCUUCAGCUCAGCUCACAUAUGUAUACAUAUAUGCUAUUCUGUACACUGGUACAUCAAAAUGUUAGUCAUGGUAGUGUUUGAUGAACAUUACAAAAACAAAGAUGGCAGACUAGGAGUGAUUCUUAGCUACCUUGAUGAUUAACUCUCCUCUGAGAUUGUUGCUUCCUGGAAUUGCUGCACUGUUGUGUCUAUUUUCAUCUUUACAAUCCAUUUCAUAUGUUAUUUUCACAAGUUACAGUGGUAGAUCAUAAACCCAUAGCAUGAGAAUUCUAAUUAAAUUAAUUACCUUCGAUAAAAUGUUGUCAUCUUUCCAUGGACCUUUAUCUGAUCGCAGACAGCCACCCUCGUUCGCGCAGGUACAGCUACCGCCGAGAAAUUCUGGGAGCACACUGUCAACAAAGCUAAUGUGAGUUCUUACAUAACUACAAGUGUGUGUGUGUGUGUGCAGACAGAUGUGCUUUAAUAAACAGUCACCUUUCAUCGAUCGCUUCAAGCAAUUUGUCUUGGUAUUUGCUGCCAAGCACCUGAAUUUUUGAAGUCGAAUCGGGAUCAAGUAAAGGCUUGAUGAAAUUCCAGAUAACCCGGAAGCCAGAACCGGCAUUGAUGAUGAACAUACGGUGAAGUGUCUGCAAGACAUUCCAGAAAAACAAAAAAAAUGCUUAUGUUGCAGAUGCAGCUCCAGGAAUCAAGAAAUAACAGAGAGGAAUAGUCGGGGAGACGUACUUCAGGAUAAUUGUCAUUAUCGAUCUUCUGAACCAUCUUAAUGAAAUCCAUAACAGGGCCGGUUAAAUUCUUAAAACCCUGGAUGAACGGAGACGGACAAGGAGAUCAGAUCAAAACACAGUCGACAACGGCUAAUCUAAUCAUCACUGCUCCAUUCUUGAAAAAUUAGAUCGAGAAAAACAGUACCAAUCCUUGGACAUCCAAAAUAGUUGUGCUCGUGUCUAUAUGCCGGUUGGCUGCAACAGAACAUGCCGGGAACCUUGUAGCAAGAGUUUUCUCAAACUCCUUAACUUGGUAUUUCACAAAUCGCUCCAAUGUUGUGAUUUGCAGCAGCCUUUCGACAUCAAUCAUCCCCAAUCUUUCUAUGUACACAGGUCUUCCAGCCUUGUCAACGCCGUGAUAACCAUGAGGGUAAUAUUUCUGCACUUCUUCAAUUUCUUUGAAGUCGAAGUCCUGAAAUUUUGAUUAAGUUAAUGAACAUGUUACUCAUCCAGCACAUAAGAAAAAUGUAAGAUCACCUCCAUGAUUGUAUCAGAGCCAAAAUUUUUCCUCCAUUGAAGCAUGUUCUUCCACAUGACCUUUGCUUUUUCGAUAUUAAACUUCCUUGCUUUCAGAAAUCUGCAUAUAUGAUUAAUGUCAUUAUUUCAAUCGAUCGAUGCUGAAGGAUUGUAGAUGAUAGACGCUUACCGUAACAUUAUAUGAUAAUUGUCGAAUUUUGCAGGAAGCAAAUUGUCCAUGGCCAGUGUUUGCCUGAAAGCAUCUACAACAUUUUGCUCCUCGAUGUCACCAAUGUGUUCGGCUUCACAAACUCCGACAUCGUUUCGUUUUCUCGUCUUGUUUCUUAAGGAAUGUCUGAGCUUAGAGGAUGCACUUUUAGCUUUCUUCAUAAUUUCAUACUUUGCAGUUUCUUC